CGCACAAGGAAGGUCCCUUCUUCAUACUCACGCACUCAAGUCAUCUUUACGCGAAGAAACUCCAUCACAGAUAUAUGGGCAGAGCUAUUGUAUCAGGUUGUAUCAAGACUUCUAUAAUAAAUCCAGACCCUGCAAAUAAGGUACUGGCAGACUGAGCUUUGCUGCCAUGGAGGGCAAUCACAGUGGCUUUGCUGGGAGCACACAGCCGUCAGUGUCAGGAGAACAGACAGUUGGACACAUCUAUGAGGUUGCCGUGCAGAACAGCUCCACCAACCGCACCUCCCAGUUUGCAGAUGUGGCCCUGCUGCAGACGUUCAAGCCUCUCAUGAUCCCCUGCUAUGUGCUCGUUGUGGUGGUGGGCAUCUUUGGGAAUUACCUGCUCCUCUAUGUCAUUUGUCGAACCCGCAAAAUGCACAACGUCACCAACUUCUUCAUCGGAAACCUGGCCUUCUCUGACAUGCUCAUGUGUGUGACCUGCGUCCCUUUCACCCUCGCCUACGCCUUCAACCCGCACGGUUGGACUUUUGGCCGCCCGAUGUGCUAUCUGGUGUUCCUCAUCCAACCAGUCACAGUCUACGUUUCAGUCUUCACGCUCACUGCCAUUGCUGUGGACAGGUAUUACGCAACAGUUCAUCUCAUGAAGAAGCGCACCUCUGUGGCCACCUGUGCCUCCGUGCUCACCGGCAUCUGGCUGCUGUCCUGCGGGCUGGUGGCUCCGGCAGUCGCCCACACGUACCACGUGGAGUUCAAAGGGGAAGGCUUCACCAUCUGUGAGGAAUUCUGGUUGGGUCAAGAGAAAGAAAGACGCGCUUACGCAUACAGCACCCUGCUGGUCACGUAUGUCCUGCCCUUGUCCGCUGUCUUUGUCUCCUAUCUCUGUAUCACCGUCAAACUGAGGAAGUGUGUUGCGCCAGGCCACAGGACACAAGACCAGGCGGGAGCUCAACAAGCUCGCAAGAGAAAGAUCUUUCGCCUGGUCGCACUCUUGGUGUCUGCCUUUGCGGUGUGCUGGCUUCCUAUUCAUGUGUUCAAUGUGCUGCGAGACAUUGACAUUCACCUCAUUAACAAGCGCUACUUUUUACUCAUCCAACUGCUGUGCCACCUGUGCGCCAUGAGCUCAUCUUGUUGCAACCCGUUCCUCUACGCAUGGCUACACGACCGCUUCCGCACCGAGUUACGGAAGAUGCUUAAGUGUCAUUAUCGCAUUGGAGUGCCUGCUAAUCACUGCGCCGCCAGCGUGAUCUUGUGAUUACCCGGUGAAUCCUUUGACAUUAUUUCAGUGUAAUUUGCCGAUUCUUGAGUACAAGUGGAGACAGUGCGCUGUGGAGUUCAUCCUCUGGCACCCUGUACAAUUCACAGAAACGUUCGUGGAAAUCCAGCCAUUAGUUUAGUAAAUGUUGUGUAGGAAGACAAUCUAUUGGCUCUUUAGGAGAGGUCAAUCUGUAAAAUAAAAUCGAAAUCUAAAUAAAAAAAGUAAAGAUUUUGGCAGGAGUCAAUUGGUGUUCAUCCUCUGUGGACCAUGAACUUCAAUACAUUGUAUUGCAAUCCAGCCAUUAGAUAAAGGUCCAGAGCCGAAAGGGUUCAUCUCCUCAGAAUCCAUGAGAGUGCCCGAUGCCCAGUAAAAUCCAUGGCAAUCUGCCAAUUUCAUCAAUAUAAGCAUGUUGUCACGAAAUAAAGGGUCACUUGUAACAUUCUGACUUAUCCUCUGGGGACAAUUAAUAUCAACAGCAGAUUUCAGGAAAACCAGGCCGUUAAUCUGUUAGAUUAUUAUAAAAAAAAACAGCCUGGCCAAAAGAUACCAGUUUAUACAAAUGUAGUUCUCUCAGUAGCUAAUUAAACAUUCACAAAUUGUGCCAAUAAAACUGAGAAAGAAGAGACGAGGUCUUAAGCAUUUCCUUUAAUUAACAAAUGAAUGAGGAUACUUUUUUUAAAAUUACCUUUAAAAAAAGCUAGAUAGCGGUUAAGCAUGUUGAACAAAGUGUAGCUGUAUUGGAUAUGAAUACAAGCUGUGCCAGUUCAAAUUGUGUUUGGGAAUGGUAACUGCAGAUGUGGUUGUUUCCACUAAUGGUGUGGCGCUCCUUUCUGUGGAAUGAAUUACAUUCAUUAGCCUGUUCCCCUGGGCAUUCAUUUUCUUAAAGCCUGUAGUGGAUAAAUAUGCACCUCAGCAUUAUAAUUCAUUAAAUUAUUUCUGAUAGCAGUGUAUAAUAGCUGUAAAAAAAGAAAAGAAAAUCAUUGUGUGGUGGUUGGCUCUGUGUUGCUUUGUGUCCUCUGCUUACGUUUCUAUUGCUUCUUGAGAUUUUAUGCAAAAUCAGCAAGAUUGAUUUUUAUUUUCACUUCCAUUAUUUAGUUGCCAUUAUAGCCGUCAAGUCACCUAUUCUGUAUACACGUGUCUCCUUCCUGCAGACAGAUUUAUCUUUGCAGCAGUGAUAACUCGACAAAAUCAACAAGUUUCAAGUGCUACUGUCAUUAUUUGACCUCCACCGCAGCAGAAUGUAAAACACAUGUGCCUUUACUUUUGCUCUUUUCAAAUCAACCACUGAUUGCAUGAAGGGACUCUGUGAUUACAUUUUUUUUGGGUGCACACACGUUUUACGGCGUAUUGUCUUGUAACUUCCUGUGUAAACUGUGUAUAGGAUUUGUGAUGUAACGUUCAUAACAUGUAUGUUCUCUGAUCUGUUGCCUGUUCUAAC
Anarrhichthys ocellatus (wolf-eel) is the source of this 2690-nucleotide messenger RNA. RefSeq names its product prolactin releasing hormone receptor 2b (gene prlhr2b). Gene Ontology annotation, molecular function: neuropeptide Y receptor activity; neuropeptide binding. The transcript is spliced from 4 exons. Bases 167 to 1249 code for a protein of 360 amino acids. NCBI's taxonomy places the organism in Eukaryota, Metazoa, Chordata, Actinopteri, Perciformes, Anarhichadidae. Gene Ontology annotation, cellular component: plasma membrane; neuron projection. The record is from RefSeq and is a predicted model, not a curated record. Gene Ontology annotation, biological process: G protein-coupled receptor signaling pathway.